CUCUCUGUCUAGCUUUCUCUUACAAUAUUCUUUCAGUUUUUUCUGUCUUCUUCUCCAUUUCCUUAACCCAAUCAUUAGCUACUACCUUCGCACUGAUCAAGCUAACAAAAAAAAACACUGCAGAAGUUAUAAUUUAAAGAGUGAUCAUGGAUACAAACGAAUCAUGCGUUCCACCUGGAUUUCGAUUUCAUCCAACAGAUGAAGAACUUGUUGGAUACUAUCUUAGAAAGAAAAUUGCAUCACAAAAGAUUGAUCUUGAUGUUAUUAGAGAUAUUGAUCUCUACAGAAUUGAACCAUGGGAUCUUCAAGAUAAAUGCCGGAUCGGAUAUGAAGAGCAGAAUGAGUGGUAUUUCUUCAGCCACAAGGAUAAGAAGUAUCCAACAGGGACCAGAACUAAUAGGGCAACAAUGGCUGGAUUUUGGAAGGCAACAGGAAGAGACAAAGCUGUAUACAAUAAAUCAAAACUUAUAGGCAUGAGAAAAACACUUGUCUUCUAUAAGGGUAGGGCACCUAAUGGACAGAAAUCUGAUUGGAUCAUGCAUGAAUAUCGUCUCGAAUCUGAAGAGAAUGGUCCUCCACAGGAAGAAGGAUGGGUGGUUUGUAGAGCAUUUAAGAAAAAAAUUACAGGACAAACAAAGACUAAUAAUAUGGUUGAAGGAUGGGAAUCAAAUUAUUUCUAUGAUGAAGCAACUACUACAGUAAGCUCAAUAGUGGAUCCUCUUGAAUACAUCACAAGACAACCUCCUCUUCUUUCAAAUAAUUUCAACAUGCUACAAAAUAAUCUACUAUGCAAACAAGAAACAUCAAUGGAAGCAGCCGAAAACAAUCUCAACUUUUCUUAUACAAAUUCAGAUCAAUUCAUACAGCUUCCACAGCUCGAAAGCCCUUCACUACCACUCCUAAAAAGGCCAAUUAGCUCCAUGUCUCUCGUCUCCGAUUACAACAACAAUAAUAAUCAUGAAGAAGAUGGAAGCAAAAAUGUAACGGCUGAUUGGAGAGCACUUGACAAAUUUGUUGCGUCUCAAUUGAGUCAUGAAGAGACAACGUUAUACGAAGAUGAUCAGCACAAUUGUUCCGAUUUGGGAAUGUUGCUUUUGCUGAGUGAUAGAGGAGAAGGGCCUAAGCUGAAUGAGAUCUUGAGUUCGAGCUCUGAGGAUUGUGAUAUUGGCGUUUGUUUAUUUGAUAAAUGAAGAAGAAAAAUGAUCCAUUUGAAACUAUUAUACAUAUAUAUAUUAUUAUAUAUAUUAUGUAAGUAAAAGUUAUUAUUUGUGAAAUUAUUAAUGAGUGAAGAGAAUCAUCCAUUGUACGUAUUGGAGUUGAUUAUAUAUAGAAUUGCUAGGAGUUAAGAACUAGUACAACUAAUAAAAAACUUUAUACGUGCAUGUGAUAUUUAUGAAU
Solanum tuberosum (potato) is the source of this 1398-nucleotide messenger RNA. RefSeq names its product NAC domain-containing protein 37. Gene Ontology annotation, biological process: regulation of DNA-templated transcription. The transcript is spliced from 4 exons. Gene Ontology annotation, molecular function: DNA binding. The coding region runs from base 147 to 1190 and encodes 347 amino acids. Lineage: Eukaryota; Viridiplantae; Streptophyta; Magnoliopsida; Solanales; Solanaceae. The record is from RefSeq and is a predicted model, not a curated record.